GUGCGUGACGUAGACGUGUAGGCUUUGCUAGUUUCCUCAACCAAACAGUCAAGUGAUAUUGUGAGAAAAAGCUGGUCUGCCGGUAGACAGAGGGGCUUUGUACCCAGGAUAAGAGGCACUCAAACCGAGCCGCUCUCAUUGUCGCUACCCGACUCUGUCCCCGCUGCUCUGAAACCUGUCCGACUGGAGAAGAAGACGGCGACAAGUAGACUGCUCGUAAACGCACCGAAGAAGGCUGGUAUUUAUUUUGCAGUGGCUGUCGAAAGGCGGGGAAUACAAAGCGACGUGCGGUCAGAACCUGUACUUUUUGGACUUGUUCAAGCAAGAACACGGGUUUUUUUUCUGCGAAAACAGUUCGUGCUGCUGUGACUAGUCAGCGAUAGUACAUGGAUUAUCUGUGUUUCCGGGCACUGUGCUGUAAAGGACCCCCGCCACCGAGACCCGAGUAUGAUGUGGUAUGCAUUGGCCUGACAAGUGCUGGAAAGACCAGCCUGCUCUCACACCUCUGUAGUGAGGGCAGUGACCACAUUGUUCCUACAACAGGUUUCAGCAUCAAAGCAGUGCCAUUUCCAAAUGCUGUCUUGAAUGUAAAAGAACUGGGAGGAGCUGACAACAUCAAGAAAUAUUGGAGUCGUUACUACCAGGGGUCACAAGGUGUAGUCUUUGUAUUGGACAGUGCGUCAUCAGAUGAAGACCUUGAAGCGGCACGAAACGAGCUCCACUCAGCUCUACAGCACCCACAGCUCUGUACACUGCCUUUCCUCAUCCUUGCCAACCACCAGGACAAGCCUGCCGCAAGGACGCCAAACCAGAUCAAAAAGUACUUUGAACUGGAGCCACUCGCCCGGGGGAAGCGCUGGAUCUUGGAGGGCAGCUCCACCGACAACAUGGAGGCAGUGAAGGAGAGCUUCGGUCAGUUCAUUAGCCUGCUGGAGGACAAAGACACAGAGCCUGCGAGGAUAUGACGACGAUGAUGAUGAUGAUGCUGAUGCUGCUUCUGCUGCUAAUGUAGAGACAUUAGUGGCCCGAUGACAAAGAAAUGCCACAUUGUGCUGGUGCCCAUCGUCACACUCACAAACACAAACAUGCACAUACAUGGAAAUACUGCAGAUGUCAGCCCCCUCUCCGUCUGAAAUGUGUAUUGUAUGUUAUGCUACUUUCACUGUGGUCUCGUUUUUUUGUUUUGUUUUGUUUUGGUUUUUUUUCAAAUCGCAAGACGGAGCAAGUCAACAGUUCAGCCACUGCACAACCCGACAGAGGAGAGGCCCCAGCGAAACCUGCCCAGUGGGAAACAGUUUGUCAAGAAAAGUCAUCCAACUCUUAACAGAUUUGGAAAUGUCGUUCAGCACUGUUUGUGGCAUUGUAAUUAAGUGGCGUAUGGAAUUCCUCAUCAGUGGACACUAUCUCUCUCACACACACACACACACACACAGACAUAUUGGCUGUAGAUAUGUUUAAGGUCUCCACUAAUUACAUUUCAGGAUGUUUGGGUAGGCACAGUCGAUAUUCUUCCCACUGAGAAGAACUAAAUGUGCUUUUUUCCUCUCUGGCCUGGUAAUCACCAAUGUUGCCGUUGGAUUGGAGUGCAUCAUCCGAAGCCUUGUGUUAUGUACGGUGGUUACAUAUUGAUGUGUCACACUAUAUCUGAGUAUCUAAUCUGAAUAGUGUAGUACUACGACUUACCAUGUGACUAAGUGCUACAGUAGGUGACUUAAUGGCAAAGUGAGUCCAUGUGAGAAAAAGUCUUGAAUUUUGUUUUUAUAUAUAUAUAUAAAUGUACAAUUUGGGUAUAUUUUAUAGCUCUGUGUGUUAACAUCAUAGAGCUGGAUUUUUUUUUUAAUCUAUAUAUCAUCAUACCGCUCAUUCAAAAUAAAUGACCAAAUGAAAAGAACAACGACACGGCAAUGAUCGAGUGGACGGGGCCACGAGGUAGAGAAGACGUACUGAAUUUAGACUCAUUUCAAUGUUUAUUUUGUUCUUCUACAUUUUGCUUUUUCUGUCUCUCUCUCUUUUGAAUUUGACACAAUCCCUCGCAGCACUGGCCCGCGACUCCAGCCUCCCGUCAGGCUGGAAUACAAUCUCUAUCAAUCAGCCACAGCAACAGCUGCAUCUGACAAGUCCCUGUCCAACACCCUAAUGCCUUCCAACUGUCUGUGUGUGUCUGUGUGUGUGUGUGUGUGUGUGUGUGUGAAGACCCCUCCCUGUGUGUUGUUUAUCAUGGACUCCUGCCCCACCUCAUCCCAAACUACACUGUCCCUCCGCUCGCCGGGCUUCGUAUCCCACGUGUAAACUCCAAAAUAUGAGUCUUCUCAUAUUCAGUGUGUUAUUUGUGCCACAGGUGUGUGUGUGUGUGUGUGUGUUUUGUUCCCAGGAUGUGCUUCACACACCACACCUUCUCCCUUCUCCCUUCUCUUUCUCUGUCGUGUCCAGUAUGUUGUAUGGUUUUUAGGGAUUAAAUCACUUUUUGUACCUUACCUGAGAAUCUACCAGGUAGUUUUUGUAUAGUCUGGAUGGAAUCGAUGCAUUCCAUUGAUUGAAUGCAAAAUAAAAAAAAAAUAAAACAAAUCUGUUGACAAGGAGACAUCAUAUCAUCCACCAACACACAGGUUUUAAAACAUUAUUUGUUUUAUUUGUCUCAGUUUUUUGGGAGGUUGUAAUAUAAUUCUUUUUUUCUUUUUUCAAUCAUGCGUUUGUUUAAAAUAGGAAUUGAAAUUUGAAAAAAAUUAAACUUAAGCAAAUUCAA
Molecule: messenger RNA, 2743 nt
Organism: Solea solea (common sole)
Lineage: Eukaryota; Metazoa; Chordata; Actinopteri; Pleuronectiformes; Soleidae
Gene: arl15a
Product: ADP-ribosylation factor-like 15a
Exons: 5
Coding region: 387-965 (192 amino acids)
Molecular function (GO): GTP binding; GTPase activity
Source: RefSeq, a predicted model, not a curated record